AGCAGCUCCUGUAACUUUAAACCUGGGCUGAGAUCAUAAUUUUAGUACUGACCAAACAGUGUGGGAAGGGCGGGCCCAGCCCUUCUUUUUGAGACCACCUUAGACAAGCUCCCACCCCUUUGCUAAAGAAAAAAACCCCGACUCCGCUCCGUUACUUUUCUUUAGCUCUAUAGUUAUCAUCUGGGGAAAAAUUUCCUGCCGUUAAAGGAGUAUUUCAAAUACCAAAGUAUUUUCUGCAGUGACAACUUGCUGUGAACUCAGCUCUCCUCUGCAUCUAAAAAAGUUGAAUCCUUCUGGUCUCAGGACAGGAAAGCUGAUCUCUAACCAGAGCAAAAAUGUUUAUUAAAAUUCAGAUCGUCAUCUUCGUGCUGGGGAGCGUUCCUUUCACAGCUCUUGCUGAAGAAGCAAGCUCAGUUCUUGAAGGAGAAGAAAGUGCAACCAUUGAUUUCCGAGACAGAAAUGACACAGAGUUUGAAGAAUCACCAACUCUGCUGCCCACCAAAAUACACAGUGUAACAAACCUCCUGGAGUUUGCAGAACUGAUGACCACAAAAAGUGGAGAUGUUGCUAGUGAAGACAGUGAUAUCACUGCUGAUUAUGAAGUUACCACUGAAAAUGAAGGUGGACCAAGUAGAGAACCAGAAGAAACUGAGAAAGGUGGUCUGGAAACAAUUGCACUUGCUGGAAUCAUUACUGGAAUCAUUGUAGCGGUUGGAAUCCUUGCAGGAAUCAUAAUUGCUGUUGUAAGGAAGAUGUCAGGCAGGUACUCGCCCUAGAAAUAGUUGAAACAAGUGACCGUGCUGUUUUAUGCUGGUAAAUUUAAGURCUUCUUAUCCUAUAAGCACUAGAGACUAUUCUUGUAUUCUGUGUGAGAAGAUGAUCCAUGGAAAUGAUGGCUGAAGAACUUCACAUCUAUGGGGAUCUCACAAAACUCUSUAAACGACUAUUCCUACAGACUUACUGAACAUGGAACACCUCACAGGAUUUUACUAACAAGGCAUAGAUUAGAGGAAGUGAAAAUUAUGCAGUAGGAAAAAGAAAAAAAUGCAGAAGAGGGAUUCAUCCAAAGUGUGAUUUACAGGUAACAUAUGCUAGCUUGAUUUUAAACACUGCACGCAAAGGUAGUUAUCUUACAGUGCAUUUUAUUCAUUCUGAAAAAGAAAAAAAAAUAAAAAAGCAUAUCCAGAUUCUUCUCUCUUAAGCUCACUGAGAUACUACUGUAUCCUUCAGUGUUCCAAAAUGCUUUGGCAUGUUCCUCUACCUAAUGUUUAGUUUAGCAAAAUAUGAAACUUCUUGCUGACAAGGAAUGAGCUUUGGAGACUGAAUUAUCUYUGUUUUUCAUAAGCAAAUUAGGCCAAACAAACCUAAGCCUUUCCACUAUCAACACUGCUAUUUUUGCCUUUAUACCUAUGUGCCAAGGUGUGGUAGACCCAGCUGGAACUGACCUACCAACUGAAAACUUGCUCAGCUCACUUACACUAAGAACUUACCGUCUCUUGGUGCGGUGAGGAACAGAGAUUGAAGUACACAUCCUAAAUUAAAGGGUGCUUGGAAUAUGCCCACUUUUGAUGGGUCACUAACCAGUUACUUCUGAUGCAUAGAAGCUUUUGAAUUAAUAUACACUUUCCUUUAUAACAGACUCAUUUUCUAAGUGCAAAGUAAACUUGCUUGAUCACUAUACAACACUAGAUCAGAUCACAUUAACAAAGUAUGUCUUUUUAGUUUUCAAAGUGUGCAGAGUUCAAGGAAAAGGCAGUGUCAAAUGUCUCACGUUGUCUAAACUAAGGCACUCGCCUACUUGGUAUGAAAUGGACUUAAUUCACAUUGCCAGUGAGUAAUAAACAAGUCAUUUUAGAUUUGUGCUGUUUUCUCUGUGCCAUGAACUAUUAUAUCAAUCUAAGCUUUGGA
Molecule: messenger RNA, 1908 nt
Organism: Nothoprocta perdicaria
Lineage: Eukaryota; Metazoa; Chordata; Aves; Tinamiformes; Tinamidae
Gene: PDPN
Product: podoplanin
Exons: 6
Coding region: 336-776 (146 amino acids)
Biological process (GO): cell morphogenesis; positive regulation of platelet aggregation; regulation of myofibroblast contraction
Cellular component (GO): filopodium; apical plasma membrane; basolateral plasma membrane
Molecular function (GO): chemokine binding; signaling receptor binding; protein-folding chaperone binding
Source: RefSeq, a predicted model, not a curated record